Molecule: messenger RNA, 1432 nt
Organism: Sphaerulina musiva SO2202
Lineage: Eukaryota; Fungi; Ascomycota; Dothideomycetes; Mycosphaerellales; Mycosphaerellaceae
Exons: 8
Coding region: 1-1395 (464 amino acids)
Source: RefSeq, a predicted model, not a curated record
AUGCCUGCGGGCAGCCCAGGUGAUGGCUGGAGUAAUGCCCCUACGCCUACGCCAUACCGCUGUCACUUUCGACUCCCGACUAGCAACGCAGCCCCAGAAAUACUGAUCCUGCAUGGGUCCCUUCCAAAGACUGCGGACUCGGUGGCAGCAGCAAAAGAACAACAGGCUGGGAGGCUGCAGUUGUUAGGAACACUUCCCAAAUGUGGCUUGAUAUGCUUGGAGACCGUCAUUGCAGCGUCGCCGUGUCCCUUUACGGAUGCAGCCUGCUCAUGUCGCAAUGCCACCAUCGCAGAGGAGAUACAGACUUGCGUCUUGCGGAGCUGUACGGUCAAAGAAUCGCUCACCACAAAGAACGUGACCAUGGCGGUCUGCGGGCAAGAGAUGCGCGAUCGCACAGGGCUUGCGAUGAGUAGUGGUGUGGGCGGUCUGGUCUUCGCUCUGGUCGCUUAUACCGUUCGAAUUGCAUCCAAGGUCGACUUCUCCCUGAGCAACGCACAUCCGGGCGCGUCCAACUUCUGGCUCGACGAUUUCGCCAUCACUUUGGCCGUCAUUAUUGUCACGACCUUUAGUGCCAUCACCGUCCCGCUCGCCAACAUUGGCUUCGGCAAAGACAUUUGGACCGUGGAGUUCCCCAAGAUCACCAAAAUCUUAAAGCUCUUCUUUGCCGAAGAGAUGCUGUACGUGUCAGGCCUGGGCAUCGUCAAGAUCUCGAUGCUCUUGACAUAUUUGCGAUUCUUCUCCUCGCCCACCUUCCGCAAGGCGGUUUUUGUCUUGAUCGUCCUGAACGCCAUCUAUGUCGUGGUCUUCAUGUCCAUGGUCGCAUUGCAGUGCAGACCGCUCAGUUACACCUGGCAUCGAUGGGACGGCGAGCACGAGGGCUCGUGUCUCAAGUUUGCCUCUCUCGCGUGGCCGGCCGCUGCUUUCAAUAUUAUACUCGAUGCGGCAACAUUGACCUUGCCCAUCAGGGAGCUGUGGAAGAUGAGCUUGAACAAAAGAAAGAAGAUUGGCGUGGUGCUCAUGUUCUCCGUGGGCUUUUUCAUCACGAUUGUCAGCAUCUUGCGUCUGUACUCCCUCGUCGCGUAUUCCAGUGACAGCAACUUCACCUGGGCUUUUGUGAUUCCUGGAGUAUGGUCUAAGAUCGAGCUUCACGGAUCUGUUGUCUGCGCUUGUAUGCCCGCAAUCCGACAAUUCUUUAGACGCUUCACCCCAAGACUACUAGGAAGCACCGUAGGCUCCAAUACGGGCGCGACCACCGACAUGUCGGGAUCACGCACUGCUGUGGCCACCCAUUCAACGAAAUUCAGCAACUUUAGCAAGAGUGAUGACACGGAGGCCUUUGUGGAGCUCGUGGACGUGAACAUAAACGACGACGCAAGCGAUAAACAUAAGCACUGAUAACGGCGAUUGCGAUCGACUUCGUCCUCAACGGACA